GUAGUGGAUGCUGGAUUAGAGCAUGGUGAUGUUGACGGAUUACAGUUGAUGAAGUAUCGGUGAACGAUGACUCAGCAUUUUGAGUGCAAAAGAAGGUUGUUUUUAUUCUUCUUAACAGAUUCGUGAUUUAAUCAAUGUGCAUGUGGAUUUGUGAGUCAGUAGCUCGACACCUUGAAGGGUCCGAGACAGAGUUCAGGUUUUGGUUGAGUCCUGUCGCUGGAUGGGCUGCAGGAGUUUGGUGGCACGAAGCCAGAACUUUGGGUCCCUCACGCUGUAGAUGAUGACGUUCCAGCAGCUGUUGGAUGCCAGAAUCCAGAAGGCCACGAAGGAGAAGUUACACCACUGGUUCCCCAGGACGUUUCCGAUGACAAAGAUGGCGAUGGGUGUGAAGGACAUCGUGAAGGCCACCGUCAGAGUCCCGAUGGUCUUCGCUGCCUUGAUGUCAGAGAAGGUGGGCUUGUUGAUGCUGUGACCUUUGGCCUCUGCCAAGUGCCUUCGACGUCUGGAGUGGCGGCGGAUGCUGGACAGCGAGAUGAUGUUGAUGACCACGGUGCCAGCCAGCAGAGUGAAGUCAAAGGUGGGGAACAACAGCAGGAUGUUCCAGGCCUGAGAGGGGAACUGGCCGAUGGUGCCCAGUGCGUAGUUGCACAUGCGGCUGCAGGCAUUAUACUCCAGCGCAAUCUCUGUGCUGAAGACCAUCGGUGCCACCGCCAGGCAGAAGCUCCCAACCCAUGACAGCAUGAUAAGGACGGUGGUCCUCUUGCGGGUGAUGAGGGCGUCCCGGUGCAGGGGCAGGAGCACGGCCAUGCAGCGCUCCAGGGUCAGCAGGAAGAUGGUGGUGAUGGACACCAGUGUGCAGCCAGCAAAGAUGGGUCCGAUCACGUUGCAAGGGUGGAGCUUCACCAUCUGGGAGUUGAAGGAGGUCCACUGAGGCACAGAGUCGCUCACCAUGAGGGAGACUUCAGCGUAAACAGACAGCGGCACCACAAACAAGCCCACCGCCAGGUCGGCCACCGCCAGUGAGGCUUUCAGGUAGCCUUGCGGGGUGUGGAAGUGCUUGGUGCAGAAGAUGACUGCUAAGGUCAGCAGGUUCCCCAGCAGGAUGGCAACGAUGAGCAGAACCAUGAACACGAGCGUCACUAUCUUGUUGGCCACGGUGCAGCAACAAAGAGAGCAAUGCUGCGGUUCGAUUCCGCCCCACAUAGCAGCAGACAUCUUGGUCACAGGAGCUGCUGAGCGUGCACCUUUGUCACUGUUGAUCAGAGAAGAGAGAAAGUGGAGAUACGAUAGGAGGGAGGAAGAGAGGAGGACAAGUGUUGAAGAGAGAGAGUGGAUGGAGGGAAAGGGUGAGGAGUGAGCGUGGACUGCUGUAACUAACAUUAUAUCCAGAGAUAAAUACAUUUGGUGGACAAACUGCUGCAACAUCACAUUCUAAUCCCCCGCGCCCCACCCCACUCCCAGAUGUGAUGUAAUGUGACAUCAUGGCGUGGCAAUCACACUCACGUGCACCAGCUGGAGUGAUGAUGUCAUAAGCUCAUGGCACAGCUGUAGUAAACAGAAUCAGCUGACCGGUCCACUCCGAACCGUGGGUUCUGGAUCCAUGGGUCCUUCUCAGUCCACAACCACGACCUGCCUCCUCAGGACGACUGAGCUACCCCGGACCCAGCUGGACCCUGCGCCAGUUCUUCAAUCGCACUCGUUCUCUGUGCGCUGAUUCGAUGACGAGGAGCCAAGUUUCUGCAACGCCAAGACCUUCUGUGAAGUCAAGUGCAGGUCAGAUCUACUCACUCUGACGCGUCACUCUUCAUCUCACCAUCCAGCGAAGCAACCGCAACUCCGCCGGAGUCCGGACCGACCCCGAACCAGUGAUCCGCCUCCAGUGACUCCGCCCCUUGUCGUUCCUCGCGUGGGUGUGGGAGGAGUCUUUUUCUGCACAAAUAUUUACGUCGAUGACAUGAGGUUAAAGCGCGGGCCAGAUUGGAAGCGCGAUACCACCUCCGUCUUUAAUCCACCACCCAGAUGAUUCCAGAGCCCAGAUUGUGCGCCUGACCUCCCCUGUGUGGCCCCCUCCUGAGUGCGUGAGCAAGAGUUUGACUCCAGGAGAGGGAUGACGUCACGUUUAUUUGUAACGUGUUGUGGUCUGUGGCUGCACGCGCGCAGGCGACUAGUGGGGUAGAAAGGUGGGAGGGAGCAGGUCAUCAUGGGAGAGGAGAAGACCUGAAGCCGCUACGACAUCUCACAUGGAAGCAUGACCUCCUGACCUUUCCUCUCCCAUUUACUUCUCACAAGCUCACAUCGAUUCCACCGGCAGCUAAAACUAUCACUACUAAACAACUAAAACGUUACUCCAGCUUUGCCUCAAAUCCUGAUCUACUCAUCACCGGUCUCACAGUUCUACUUCUAUCCUCUGUUCCGUGUCCGUGAACGCAUCAGCGGGCUUCCGUGAGUUGCUCUCACCCCUCCGACUCGCUUGGGUCCGUGAACGCACCACGGCGCUCCGCUGCCAUGUUGUUUUGCUGCUCCGAGCGGCGGCUACUCUUCUGGUUCUUGUGAUUUUCCCCGACACUUUCUAACGGUUUCCGCUCGUUACCAGCGGCGGACGGGCUCUCAGCCGGACUUGUCAUAUCCCCGCAGACUCACCGGAGCUGAGCAAAAGUGUAUCAAGAUGGUGGACAGACUCGCCAACAGUGAGGCAAACUCUAAACGCAUCACCAUGGUGGAGAGCUGCUUCGGCGCGGCAGGACAACCACUUGCCAUCCCAGGACGCGUGCUCAUUGGCGAGGGCGUGCUCACCAAACUGUGCCGGAAGAAGCCGAAAGCUCGGCAGUUUUUUCUCUUCAACGACAUCCUGGUCUAUGGGAACAUCGUGAUCCAGAAGAAGAAAUACAACAAACAGCACAUCAUUCCGCUGGAGAGUGUGACCAUCGACACUGUGCCUGACGAAGGUGAUCUUCGCAACGGCUGGCUCAUCAAGACUCCCACCAAGUCCUUUGCCGUCUAUGCCGCCACCGCCACUGAGAAGUCCGAGUGGAUGAACCACAUCAACAAGUGUGUAAACGACCUGCUGCAGAAGAGUGGCAAGGCGCCGAGUGGCGAGCACGCGGCCGUCUGGGUGCCUGACUCAGAGGCCACUGUCUGCAUGCGCUGCCAGAAGAUGAAAUUCACGCCGGUCACGCGGCGCCAUCACUGCAGGAAGUGUGGCUAUGUAGUGUGCGGCCCAUGUUCUGAGAAAAAGUUCUUGCUGCCGAGUCAGUCCUCCAAGCCUGUCCGAGUCUGCGAGUUCUGCUACAUGCAACUGAACCUUGCCCCUCGCGUGGACCCCAUCCGCACACCCGGGUUUGACAACCUGUCGGACGAGGAUGACGAUGAAGACAGCAGCGACUGAGGGCUCUGCCCUUCCCACUUCCUGUCUGAUCCGACCAAACUCAGCAGUGGGAUAAUGCCCGCCCACUCACUACAGACUCCAGGGUGCUUCCUUCCCCUUUUGUUUUUACUUCCUGUGGUCAUUAUAAGGGAAACUAAUUGACUGUAUGUGCUGACUCUUUAAUCUUCAACGCUAAUCCAUAAUCUGGCUCGCCUCCACUGGUCCAGACCGGCUGGUGCGCACGGCUCACCUGGUGCCUUCUCAACUGGAUUCAGGGAGAAACGUAACGUUCCAGUAAAUUUAGAAACUUCUUGUCUGGUUUUGCUUUUUUUAACUCUGAGUCCUGACUUUGACAAUAAAAGCUGGAAUCCUUUUAGGUUUUUAACACAACAAUGUGUGCUGCAAGACUGAGCUGGAACUUUGCUAUGGAAGUCACCGUAGACGUUCGGGUGUCUCUAGCUCUACCCCCGCGUUGCAGAUGGCUCUAUGCCAAAUGAUCACCGUCACUUUGGCUGAACCGUUAAAGUACGGCAAUGACAUAGCUCGUCUUGUUUCUGACAUCAUGUUGACGAAAAGCUGACGACCGGCUGUGGCAGAGCGGGAGUCAGAAACUUGAUUUGACUGUAGCCCAAAUAUAAAAGUAUUAAACUUUAUUCUGCAAUCAAAAUGGAUGUUGCUCUCAAGUCUGUGAUCAAACAAACAACCAACAGUCACAUGACCACACUUCAGCACAGA
This is a messenger RNA of Synchiropus splendidus (mandarinfish), 4099 nucleotides long. It is a transcript of the gene plekhf2, whose product is annotated as pleckstrin homology domain containing, family F (with FYVE domain) member 2. The record is from RefSeq and is a predicted model, not a curated record. Gene Ontology annotation, molecular function: metal ion binding; phosphatidylinositol binding. NCBI's taxonomy places the organism in Eukaryota, Metazoa, Chordata, Actinopteri, Syngnathiformes, Callionymidae. The transcript is spliced from 2 exons. Bases 2666 to 3385 code for a protein of 239 amino acids.